GGGUUGUCGUUGCGCAGGCGCAAGUUUGAAGGGGCGGGGUUUGGCCUGAGGUGGUCGUCCCCUCGUCUUGUCGCUGGCGCCGCCUCCUUUCUCCUCCCCCUUCCACCCGCCAGCGCUCCGCCUCAGAUGCUUCUGCCGCCGCCGCCGCCCCGCCGCUGCCUGCUCCUCCUCCUCCUCCUCGCCGCGCGUGUCUGACAGGCCGCUGGAGCCGGCUGAGGAGGGACGGGCGGAUGGAUGGAUGCCCGCGUGGCCUGGAUCCAGCCCGAGCAGAAAGGCCCCGCCAAUGCGCUCUGGAUGCAGAUCUGGGAGACCUCGCAGGGCCGAGCUGGCGGCGGCAGCGCGCCCUCCUCGUCGGCGGCUGCUGCUUCUUUCCCGCCAACAACCCCGGCCCGUUAUUCCCUUUGCCUCUUUAGCUCGACACCGCCGCCUCGCUCCGAGGCCGCCACUGCCGGCUCUUCGUCGUCGCCCUCGCCUCAACCGGUCGCCUCCCCACCGCUGCCGCCUGCUCCUCCGGUCCUCAUCCUCCCGGCCCAGGUUGCUGAGAGGCGGACGCCGCGUGUGCUGCUGCUGCAAAAAUCUCCCUCGGUGUCGUCUUCCUCAGCGGAGUCCGGCGCCGAUAGUCCCGGAGGCGGCGGCUCUUCCUCCUCCUCCUCCUCCUUCUCCUCUUCGUCUUGCGGCCGGGCUGGACCUGAACCGCCUCCUCUUCCUUCUCCAGCCUCUUGCAAGGCCUCGGGGGGCUUGGCCGAAGAGAGCCAAGUGAAGCGAGGCUGCGGAGGCGAGGGAGAAAGGCAGAGCCAACAGAAGCCCCCCGCAGCCGCCUCUCCUCCCCAUUAUCACUAUCGCCAUCAGUACCACCCGAGCCGCAGGAAACAUGAAAACAAGGCCAGCACCUAUGGGAUGAACUAUCUGCUCUCUGGCGGCGGCGGCGGCCAUACAGAGAUCUCCCUGACGGGCGACGGCAGCCUCUGCUCUCAAGCACAGCCCCUGCGCAACCUCGCCCUUGGCACGCCUUGGAAAAGCAAGCAGUACAGUCCAGGCAUACAAGGGCUCCAUGAAGAAAUAAUUGACUUUUAUGACUUCAUGUCCCCUUGUCCUGAAGAAGCCGUUAUGAGAAGAGAAGUAGUGAAAAGAAUAGAAACUGUUAUCAAAGACCUUUGGCCUACAGCUGAUGUUCAGAUAUUUGGCAGUUUUAGUACAGGACUUUAUCUGCCAACUAGUGAUAUUGAUUUAGUAGUUUUUGGAAAAUGGGAGAGCCCCCCUCUACAGCUGCUGGAACAAGCACUGAGGAAACACAACGUGGCUGAGCCAUAUUCAAUCAAAGUGCUUGACAAAGCUACGGUACCAAUAAUAAAGCUAACUGACCAGGAAACAGAAGUGAAAGUUGACAUUAGUUUUAAUGUGGAAACUGGUGUGAAGGCAGCUCGUCUUAUCAAAGACUACAUGAAGAAAUACUCGUUGCUGCCUUACUUGAUUUUAGUGUUAAAACAGUUCCUCCUUCAAAGGGAUUUGAAUGAAGUUUUUACUGGUGGAAUUAGCUCUUACAGUCUUAUUUUAAUGGCAAUUAGCUUCCUACAGUUACACCCAAGAAUUGAUGCUAGAAGAUCAGAUGAAAACCUUGGAAUGCUUCUAAUAGAAUUUUUUGAACUCUAUGGAAGAAAUUUUAAUUACUUAAAAACUGGUAUAAGAAUAAAGAACGGAGGUGCCUAUAUUGCCAAAGAGGAAAUCAUGAAAGCCAUGACUAAUGGAUAUCGACCAUCUAUGUUGUGUAUUGAAGAUCCUCUCUUGCCUGGAAAUGAUGUUGGAAGAAGUUGUUACGGUGCCAUGCAAGUAAAGCAAGUUUUUGAUUAUGCCUACAUUGUUCUGAGCCAUGCAGUGUCACCACUUGCAAGAUCAUAUCCUAAUAGAGAUUCUGAAAGUACUUUAGGAAGAAUAAUCAAAGUGACACAGGAAGUGAUUGACUACAGAGCUUGGAUUAAAAAGAAAUGGGGGAACAAAGCUAAUUUGUCACUUGAUCUUGAUAUGCAAAUGAAAGAGAGAGAACCAAUAUCUGCAUGCAGUGUAACCCAGAACAGAGAUGGUGAAUCACUAUAUAACCAGUCUCUGGCUUUGACGUUUACUGGUACGCAGCAGUUGUCAUCGGGUUCAUCUGCGUCUUCUGUGUCUUCUCUUUCUGGAAGUGAUAUUGAUUCGGAUACUCCACCUUGCACGACUCCUAAUGUGUACCACUUCAAUCUGCAAGCACCAUCUCAGCUUACGGCUGGUUUACCACCAGCGUUGCCUAUACAAAGUGGUAAAACUCAGUCUGUGCCUGCAAGAACCUUGAUUAUGGCAACUAAUAAUCAGCCGCACAAUGGAAUGAAAUAUACUCUGAAAGGAGCUCACAAUCAUAAUCAAGGCAACGGAUACAAUUCUGCCACUAAUGGAGCCAUGAGGCAGCCGGUUGGCAACAGAGGGCAUCACCAAUAUAACCGUAAUAUCUGGAGAAGAAAGAAGCAUAGAGACAGUUUGCCUAUUAGCCUUAGCAGAUAAUGGCCAACUUUGGGCUGUCUGUCUUACACUAAUGGAGAGUGUGUGACACUAGUUUGAGGGAACUUGAGACCAGCACUGAGUGCAUCAGUUUGUGGAUGUUGCCAAAUAUCUGCAUCCAAUCUUUGCAUGUUUCUUUGUGUGGUGGUGGAGUCCAUCUUAAAAGAAAUAAUUGUGCUUAUCUGUGAAGCCUUAUUAAAUGUGGAAGUUUGUCUUCUGCCUAUCCAUGAUCACUAUAGUGCCGAAGCAGCUCUGGAGGGAGUACUGUGAGGACCAUAAACGCUGUGGCAUUUCUGCUGUAGCUGCAUUUGUUCUUUGUGGGUUGUUUUUGUUUUUUGUUUUGCCAGAAAAGUAAUAGAUGGUAUUGACUUUACUUUUUAUAAUAGCAAAUCUUUGUGACUUUGCUCACUGCUUUCCCAUUUCUUGGUUCAACUUUUUUUGCCUUACUCAUAUCCAACAUAACUUUUGUGCAAUAGCUCAGAAUGUUCUAAUUUAAUCAUUAUUGUCAUGUACGUUAUAUUUAAGGGAAGAGGGGUGUGUCUUAUUUUUACAGAUCCUUUCCCAAGUUGCAUUUUCUAAGUUGGUUUCAUGCUGCUGGUGAGUUGUUUGAGCAAAGCAUUCAACUCAUCAUGUUGAUAAUAUUGGAGGCUUCUUAAUUUGCAAUGGAACUGCUAAUUUGGUUUACUUUUUUAUAAGUAGUAUUGCACUCCAAAUCAUUUUGACCCUUCUGUUUGGCUCACUAGUCUGGCAGCUUUGCAACCUUGCUCUACCCAGUGGGUUAGGGCAUAAUCCAGUGCUCUUGAAAAGCUUCCAUUUGUUUCACCAGGGGAUUGCUCAGGAGACCACCCCACUGGAUUUGGACCCUCAGUGUAUUUAUUUAGAUCUCUUAGAGCAGGACUUCACAACUUUAGCCCUCCUGCAGAUGUUGGUCUGCAACUCCAUAAUCCCUUGCUGUUGGCCACUGUGGCUUGAGAUGAGAGUUGUAGUCCAAAAAACCAGCUAGAGGGCCAAAGUUGUACAGCCCUGUGUUAGAGUAAAGAUGGAUAAGUCUCAAACUUUAAAUUAUAAAUGCUGAUUAAUCAGUUUUAAUUAUUUACCUUCUGCUUGGUUGGGUCUAAGCAUUGUUGCUGAAUAACAUAUCCAACUUAAGGAAUGUGGAGAAAGGAAUUGUAUUGAUUCCAUUAAGGAAUCUGUAUAACAGUGUGCAUUAGUUCUGUUAAGAGCAAAUACCUGAAAUGUACCUUUUGGCUUCUCUGUGCUUUUUAAGUAUCUCUUGUCUUAUGAAAGAGCACAGCCCAAUGUGCACCCCACCCCACAUGUUGCUUUUAAGAUGCAUACAGGUGUACUAUGCAAGUGUGUGUCACCAUGGCAAUCUGUUAAAAAAAAUUAAUGCCUAAGCCUAGGUUUUCGAAGCAGACCACUGCAUCUUUUCAUGUUUUUUAAUAUAACAGUUCUUACAUCUCCAGAGCACUGUUAAUCGUUCUGCAUGAAGAAGGAACUUUGAAAGAAUCCUGCUACCAAGACAUCUUAACGAUAUACAGAAACAAAUGUUCUUAAAACUGUUUUGUUUCAAGAGGGGAUAAUUCUACUAACUGUAAGCUUUAAUAUCUGCAGGUAUGCCUUGAAACUUGGUGUGGCAUUUAUUAAAGAGAUAUGUCAAAAUUAAUGUAAGGCCUUUGGGUGGUGAGUGAGAGAAGAGAGAGAGCAACAUUCCAAAGUAGAGUAGCACAUUUUGUCUGCAAUUAACCUUGAUCCAGAGUUUAACCAUAAAUAAAACUUUUAAAAUAAUUUACCUAUUAUGAAUGAAUAUUAGUACUGGAUGUAAGCUGCUAUUUUGAUAUUGCAGAAAGACAGGUAUGAAGUGUGUGACUUAUUGUACCUUGGGAAAGAUGUGAUAGACUUGCAAGUAUAAAACCCCUGCAUCAGGCAAAUAUGUAUGACAGAGGCUUUGCAAAAUGCACAAUGUGACAGUGGGGCAGUCUAUAGUCAUAGAUAAACAAAUAUACAUUCAGUACUCUUCCUAGUCAUAAGCUGUAAGACAUUCUUAGAAUAAUGCUUGUACAACAGGGCUAGGAUCCAGAAGGUUUUAUGUACUGUCCCCCACCACAUAAGGGCUUUUUUGUCCUCCCUUCCCACUGCGCUCCUUAUGCCCCCCCCCCCCCAAAAAAAAACUUUGCCUGAAAUUUGGAGGGCUGUUUAUAGCAGCACCUAAUGCACUGUGUGCAGCUGUGAUUAAAAAGGAAAAUCGGUACUGUGCUGCUCCCGUCUUUGGAUUCUGGUCCUGGUAGAUGCAACACUUUUUUUUCCUAAGUGAAUGACAAGUUUUACAAUUGAUAAGCAAGUAAAAGGCGGUUGGAUUUUGAAUGGCUAGAAACUCGGCCGUACUUGCUAUUGAAUCUUUAUCUUUGCUUUGACCAUUUUUUAACCUUGUGGAGGUUUUUAAUAGAUGUUGGUACAAUAAGGGAUCUAAACUUGAAUAAACCAGUAUUCAAGGGCUGAUAAAGACCUGUACUUACUCUCACAUGCUAGCAAUAUUCCAUAUGAACCUACAUUAUGGAAACCUCAGUGUCCUAAAUAGUCUCCGUUUUAAAAACAAGAUAAGCUUAAGAGAAGCAGAUAUCAUGUUCCACUUCAGUCAUGGUGAACCAAUAAAUUGCACUGGCUACCACUCUGGUUAUGUUCUGUGCCACAGUGGUUAGCUGAUUAAAAUAUCAUGUUCAGAUUCUUUUUGUGUGUAUAACAAUGUGGGAAGCUAAAAUACAUAUUUUUAUGUGAAGUUUUGUAUUGUUUGAUUUUUAAUAAACUUUCAAGACCA
Messenger RNA from Hemicordylus capensis (graceful crag lizard), 5341 nucleotides. It is a transcript of the gene TENT4A, whose product is annotated as terminal nucleotidyltransferase 4A. Gene Ontology annotation, molecular function: mRNA binding; poly(A) RNA polymerase activity. The transcript has 12 exons. Lineage: Eukaryota; Metazoa; Chordata; Lepidosauria; Squamata; Cordylidae. The record is from RefSeq and is a predicted model, not a curated record. Gene Ontology annotation, cellular component: nucleolus; TRAMP complex. The coding region runs from base 235 to 2529 and encodes 764 amino acids. Gene Ontology annotation, biological process: RNA 3'-end processing.